Molecule: messenger RNA, 609 nt
Organism: Necator americanus (New World hookworm)
Lineage: Eukaryota; Metazoa; Nematoda; Chromadorea; Rhabditida; Ancylostomatidae
Exons: 2
Coding region: 1-609 (202 amino acids)
Source: RefSeq, a predicted model, not a curated record
AUGCGACUGCCAUCUUUACUUUUGCUUUUUGUAUUAGCAGCUAAUGCCGCUUCGUCUCAAAAUCAUGGAUCCGGUUCCUUGACCGUUGAACAUACAUCCACAGAGCUGCUACUGAAACAGAACACCACUGCUUGUGACUCCUUCGAUGAGAAUGAAAUGAAGCAACUGUCAAAUAUCGAACAAGGACUCCUUAGAGCUCAAAAAGUUUUGUUAGAUAAAGGAGAGCAGUCCGCUUGGGAUGGGAAAACAAAUGAGGAUAUUGAUGAUGCAUUGGUUAAUAUUGACAUAGCAAAAGUGAACUAUUCAAAAUUUCAAUUGAAAAUUGUUUUAGAACAUAUCGAAAGAGCGCUUACAUUCCCAUCAACAAGAAAAGGUGACGCAUCUAAAUACACCACAUAUGUGACCACUUAUCUAGUCGGAGCGUCACGUAAUCUCUUGAAAUUGCUGUCCAGCUGCUAUCCAGGUAUGGAUAAAGAGCUGGAGAAAAUUGAAAAAGUCUUGAGAGAUAUUACGGGGAAUCUUGACCAUGAUGCAAGAAGAAGAACGGUUGCCAGACAUAUUAACGAUGCUCUUGAAGAAAUUGUUCCAAAAGUCCCUCAAAAGCAAUGA